ACAUAGUUGCUGUUGGAUUGAAGCAUGUAUAGAUAUAGCUGCGCAAUUCAGCUAGACAAAACCUUCACCGUCUUCUGUAAAAAAAAAUGUGGAACAACCUUCCGUUAGACAUCCUUGCCAAAAUCUUCUCCUUCCUCUCUACGGAAUCGUUGGCCCGGGCCAACUCGGCUUGCCGGCAUUGGCACAGGUGUGGCAGAGGUUACCUGCUGAGCACCGGAUCUGCGCUGACCUGGAAGCAUCCACCGUGGUUUGUGGCGGUGCCUAUUCGCAGCCUCAGUGCAUGUUGCUAUGUCCACAAUCCGAAUUCGGAUAAUUGGCAUGCCCUUCCCAUUGAUUUCUUGCCGGACCCAGUGAGGCUCAUUUCUCCUAUUGGUGGUGGUCUUAUCCUGUUAAGAUCCACAAAUACCACAGUCCACCAAUUAGCUCUGUGUAACCCUUUUACCAGGCAAUAUAAGCGAUUGCCAAAGUUGAACAUUUCGCGCACCAAUCCGGCCACAGGAAUAGUAAUGUUAGACCCGAGCCGAGGUGCUUCGGCCCCUGCUUUCAGGGUGUACGUUGCUGGAGGAAUGUCUGAUGCCCCACGCAGUUGUGGCACGUAUGAGUCCACGUUGGAAGCCUAUGAUUCAGUUCAUGAGAGGUGGCGGAUUAUCACGCUGAUGCCAGUGGAAUUUGCGGUGAGGCUGACGGUCUGGACUCCUAAUGAAAGUGUAUGCUGUGAUGGGGUGCUGUACUGGAUGACCUCUGCCAGGGCCUACAGCAUCAUGGGCUUCGAGAUCGGGACGAAUAAGUGGCAUGAACUAAGCGUACCGUUAGCAGAUCGGCUCGAAUUCGCAGCGCUGAUUCGCCAAAACGGGAGGCUGACGCUAGUUGGCGGCACAUGCGGCGGAGCAGUAUCCAUGUGGGAGCUCGGUGAAGGUGAGGUUUGGAGUUUGGUUGAGGAAACGCCAUGUGAAUUGGGGUUGAAAUUGUUAGGCAGGAAGGCGAAUUGGGGCAGUACAAAAUGUGUGGGUACCGAUGGGGUUAUCUGUUUGUAUAGAGAUCUUGGGUCAGGUAUGGUAGUUUGGAGGGAAAUGAAAGAUAAGGGAAGAUGGGAAUGGUUUUGGGUUGAAGGAUGUUGUUCUGUCAGAGGCAAAAAAGUGCAGAAUUUCCCAAUAAGAGCAGUGCUCCUUCAUCCGAAUCUUGCUCCAUCUCACUUCCCCGAUUAAUGUAGACUUGGCAAAGCAUUGAUCUUAAUGUCUAUGUCCUGGGGAAUUCUCUCAGCAAAAUUUUGUAUAAAAAUGUAAUCGCUGUUAAUCAGUAUCAAAGAUAUCGUCCUGCUUCCACCAUGACUCCUCAUUUCUGUUCUGCAGUAGUGAAAUCACUGAACGGGAAAAACUCAGGAUGUCGUUCAAGAUUAGAUGCAGGUUGUCUAGAAAACAGGAUCCCUGCAAUCAAACUAUGAUUAUAAAGAAUUGUCAAAGCAACUGUGCGGAUAUGACUCUAUAGUUGAUGGUGCAUGGAACAAAGCCUGGAGCAUUUUCUUACUGAAUGGAAAAUAAAUUCAAAACUGCAGCUGGAGCACCAUAGGCAAGGUUCUGGCGCCCUGUAAUAGCUACUUGCUAGCUCCUCUGGUGGCUCGCACCAAGGGUGGUGUGGCUGAGCCACGUCGUGUGACGGACAAUUCCAUGGUUCCACUCUAUCUUCCUAAGUCUCAAUGACGCAAAUUCUGAUUAUCAGAGAGGAGACGACUCAUUUUUUUGUUUCAGCUGAGAAGAUUAGUAAGAGGAAGGAUUAAGAAGGUCAUAUAGUGCUCAAAGAAGAUGUACAGAGGAUACUGCUGCCAAAACCCCGCAUGAUCUUAUUUUGGUGCAUGAUACCCUACUACAAGGGCUCACAUAGCAGACCCUUGUUUGUCAAAAUAUGAUUGGGGAUAUGAGUGAGAAGGGUAGAGUGGAUAGUCGAAGGGUGUCAAAAAUACCCAACCCGAACUAGUCAACCAUACAUUAUCAUCUGCAGGUUCUGCGAUGAUGGUUCUCACUUAUCAGAUCUAUCUCAGCAAAGCUGUAUACAGCAUCCUGAGGUGCACAUUCCGCCUUUCUCGAGGAAUUUCAAGAGUGCUUGCCCAACAAAGCUAUUCUUCCAUA
This is a messenger RNA of Syzygium oleosum, 2123 nucleotides long. Its product is annotated as F-box/kelch-repeat protein At5g15710-like. Lineage: Eukaryota; Viridiplantae; Streptophyta; Magnoliopsida; Myrtales; Myrtaceae. The record is from RefSeq and is a predicted model, not a curated record. Gene Ontology annotation, molecular function: protein binding. Bases 87 to 1205 code for a protein of 372 amino acids. The transcript has a single exon.